CCGCGGGGGAAAGGCCGCUGCGCGCCCAACUUCACUCCAAGCAACUUCCCCGGUGCGGCGGAGCCGGCGCCCGGUUUGGCGGAGCGAGCAGCCGGUGCUUCGGCUGGGUGAGUCUGGGCAGUGUCUCUGGAGUGAUCACAUUCCCUGUCCUUAAUGUGCCCUUGGUGACCAAGUUUUUGUUGUCACUAUGAGAAAGAAUUCAGGCCCUAUGGAUUGGUUGCAGCAGGAAAUUAUGAUUCUCUUUCCUUGCUGGAGUUUUUCACUUCUGUUGAAUGUGUAAUUCCAACUAUGGCAACAAGAGUAGAAAUAAAUUCUACUUUGGCGUCUUUGACGGCAGUCCCUGACCUAGCUGAGCUCAGGGCUGAGGAGAAGGCGCAGCGUGUGUAUGUCAGUGUGCUUUCAGAUGCCAGCAACAAGGCAAAGGAGGCCUCAGCAUCCCUGACUCUGGAAGAGAACAAGAAAUUUGGGAAUUCCUUGAGAUCUGCAACCAUGCCCUCUCUGGGAUCAAGGCCCAGACUUUUCCCAAAGCCUUUUUGCAAAGAGAAAUCCUCGGAUACUUUUGCAAACGUCAAACCGCCCGUCCCAGCGUUCAGGUCCAGCAGCAUGGUGAGGAAGGCCACUGAGGAAACGUCCUCUGUGAAGGUGUUGAGUGGAAAUGUCCCUCCCUUAGUGGAUCAGAAAGCCAUUGACACUGAAAAUCAGGCUGGCAGUGACAUGGUGACAAAUGUGACUUUCUACACAGGGCCCAGUGCCAACACAGUCAUUCUGUUUGAGCCAGGGGGCCCUGAGCAGACCACGGUCCAGGAGAAAAGGGCUCAGGAGCGCAGGGGAUUCUCUGCUCUGCAAAGCAAGGACCUGCAGGGCUCUGUGAAACCAGCAGAGCCUCCCAGGAAUCCUGAUGGAGCUCUCCAUAGGCACAUGUCAUUCUCCUCCACUCUCAGACCUGAAUCCUGGAACUCCCUGAAAACCAGUGAAAAGAAAGACGCUCGUGAAGUUCAUCCAGGGGAGAAGAGCAAUGAUGAUGUAAAUAAACUCAACAAUAAAGUUGAUUUCUCUGUGGAUGCCCAGCAAAGGGCAAAGCAUAGACCAGUGUCUGCUAUUUUUCUGGAAUCAUUACGAGAUCAAAAGCAUCACGCUGUGGAAACUUCUGAGGAAAAAUCCCCUACAGAGAAAUCUGGGGUUAGGAAACCAAGGCCUUUGUCCAUGGACCUGACAGCUAAAUUUGAACAUAAAGAUCUUUCUUCUUGCAAGAAGGCUGGUUCAUCCCAUGAAAGCAAGGAGAAUGUGUCCAUAAUUGCUUUUACUGAUGUGGGUAGUCAUGAUCAGUCUGAAACGGGGCCAAAACAUGAAGAAACUGAAUUGAAUAAAAGCAGUUCUUCUAAAACAAAUCUGAAAUGCAGUAGUCAGGACAUUGGCAUCCUGAAUAAUGGGAAAUACACAUGGGAAAGUAAACUUAAAUCUAAAAGUGAACAAAUUGAGACAAAACCAGAAAUAAUUAUUAACUUGCAUGGUCCUGAAAGAAGCCCUGAAACAACCAGUGAAAACAGAACUAAUAAAGGGGGGAAAAGAGCAGAUCAGAAGGAAACAUACACGUUCCUGGGCUGUGAGAUUCCUGCAGCUUCCUCAGAAAAAGAGAAUAAUAUCUUAAGAGGUAGUGUUAAAAAACACAUCAGUUUGUUUACUUCUGAAAAUCCCAGUGCCACAGUGGAUCCAGAGCUUCUCCCAGAGAAGGAGAACAGGUGUGUGACCAUCCAGCAGAGGAUCAGGGAGCUGACGACAGAAAAUCCUGAGGUUAAGGGAGGAAAUCUGCGCCGCUCGCUGCAGUCACGGCCGCUCUCUGCGGACUUAACCAAGAUGUUUUCAAGUCCAACAUCAGGGGGUGAAGCAAAGUCUGAGAAACCUGGGGAGGCUGGAGCUGACUCGAUCCAUGACCUGCAGGAAAAUCCAAAAAGCAAGGAGCUGAAGCUCACCCAUGGCACAGAUUUCACCGAGGCGUUUGCUCCUGGGAAACCUUGGAAAUCCCGUCAGGUUUUAAAGAUAACCAAUAAACCUGAUCAGCUGGAGAGGAAAGGGAGCUUCCUGGGAGAUGGUCAGCAUUUCUCACAGCAGACUGAGAGUUCUGUCUCAUUCACAAGCAGCUUUGAAAAGAAAUUAAACCCAGCUCUUCUGGAAAAGCCCUUCAUUAAAACUGUCCGGGCCACCCUGUUUGAGCACAAUGUGCAGAAGCACAGCGUUGUGGCUGAGCAUUCUGGGGCUGAUCCUGCACCAAAAAGGAACCAAGAACCUGAGGCAAAGCAGGACCUGGGGCUUUCAGGGCACAGCAGGCGCUCGUGGAUGGGAGAAGGGGAGGAAAGCACCACUGCAAAGGAGCAUCAGAAGCAGCCUGAUCCAUCAAAACAUCCAGCACAUGUAGAGAAAAGUCCGAAACCAGCUUCCUCAAGUGAAGACAAGAAAAUGAAUCCAGGAAUUGUCUUAGAAAAAUCUUUGGUUGAGAAGAGUGAAAAACCCGCUCCCAAAAUUACAGAAGAUUCUCAAAUUUACCAAAGAAUAGAGCCCAGGUAUGAAAUCUUUCAGACUUGUGGUGAAAGGGCUCUUAGUGAAGCCAUCACAAUGGCUCCUGAGAAAAAGGCCAUGACACUCAGAACUAGAAAAUCAUCUGUGAAAGAGAAUAAAACUGAUGAGGACGUUGUACCCACAGGGCAGUCGGUUAAGACAAGUAGUCACACUCUUUACUUGAAAGAAGAUAAUGUUACUUCAGAAGCCAGAGAGGCAAAAGUUCUCACAAGCAAGGCUGUGUUGAGAGAACCUGCUGGUUUUCUCUCCAGUGAAUGCACUUCACCUGAACAGAAAAGAGACUCUGAUAAAACUGAUCCUGAGCCACUGUUCAUAGCUGAGAAAACACCUUACUCCACAAACAAAAGUAAAGGUUUGGGAAUGAGUGAGAAAGUCAGCAAGCUACAUGCUGAAAUUAAAGGUGAUAAGAGUGAAGUGUCUUCUGUAGAGAAAUCAGAGAGGAUUAAUGUUGUGAAAUGCUCUUCUGAGAAAAGGAGUUUCAGGGCAGGUGGGACAGACAUCCAUGAAUUCCGAACCAACUUGGAUCGUGAAGUGACUUCCACAAGUGUCAAUAAACACGGGGCUCAGGCUUCAGUGCUGGCAAGUGGGCAAUAUUUUAAAUCUUCCAGUAGCCACCCCCCUGAUGCAAAAGGACUGAAUGUUACUAAAGAGGAAUCUGGGCCCUUUGGGCUGAGGAAAAGUCUGGACUUCAAUUGCAAAGAGCAAGACUUCAGCUUGGCUUGUACAGCUCCUGAAAACAACGAGAAACUCCGAGGAGCAGAUCCAGAAGAGAAAGUCAGGAGAAGCAGAAGUAGCGUUUCUGACUUGAAGAUUUCUGAAAGGUGGAGGAGGAGGACCUUGCCUCAGGAGUCACUCAAGGUGGAAGAAGUUGUGUGGCUCAAUCCUGAAAAUAUCAAGAAGCUGAGCCGGACAGAUUCAUUGCAAUUGAAUGAAAAUUUAUUGAAAAAGAGAAGCAAAAAUAUCAAAGAUGGGGUGGAGGGGAGUGAGGCUAACCAAGCUGUUCUUGGCACUCCUGAUGAUUACACGAAACAUCAGAGUUCUGUCUUUGAGCCAAAGGCAACUUAUUUUGCAGUGACUUAUCAGAUUCCUGGUAUCAAAAAAGAGAAAAGCUUUGUUGGUGCUCCCAGUGCAAGUGAAAUUAAUAUGGUUUCUGGUUCAAACGAGGCAGCAGCAAUUAAUCUGGACCCUGUUUUUCCUGGAAGGUCCAAACCUUUAUUGCAGCAACCAAAUAAAAAUGUGACAAGUUCAACUUGUAGAGAAGACUCCUGGGAAGCACGUAUUAGCAAGGAUUGGGUCAAAGAAGAUGAAAAAGAUGCUGUCUUCUCCAAAAAUGUUGCAUUUGGUAAUUUUCGCGUGUCUAGGAAAGAUAACCAACAGCAUCACGAAAAAGGUCUGGAUCAUUCUAAAGAGAAAAUUAUAGAUGUUGAUGCUUUGCUGUUAAAACAGGAUCAACAGGCUGAUCUCAAGAGUGGCAGAAGGAAAAUCUCCUCUUACCACGAGCCCCGAUCCCCACCACGUUCUGCACAGGUGUGUAAGGACAGUGAGCUGGGCCACCAGAAAAGGAGUGACAAUAAUUCUGAUCUGCCUGGGAGGAAGGCUGAGGAUGGCUACAGAUCCCAAAUUCUCGACAUUGAUGCGCUUAUGGCAGAAUAUAAAGAAGAAUCAGCAAAGGCCAGUAAAGUUCAGGAGAAGUUUUCUGAAGAUCUCGGCUCACUGAGUUGGGAGAGAUCAAAGAACAAAAGAAAUGUGUCGGAGAGGAUGACUCUUACCUACAGCUGGAACGAGUGGAAGAGUGGAUCAGACCACUAUUCAGUUAAUAACAAACCAGGUGAACGUGCAGAAGAGCAGCACAGGCCGGAGAAACUAAUCCUAAAUGAGAAGAGCAAAGAGAAACUGGAACUGCGGAGCCCUGAAUUUGAUAAGCAGAAGUCCAAAGACAGAAAGGUCAGCCCUCCUUACUGGGGAAACCCCAGCAGCAUUUUCCCAGAGAAGUUUGUAAAUUCACCUGUGGAAUUUGCUAGGAAGAAAACUUUCAUUGUUGAUGAGGACGAGGAGGUGAACUUGACCUCCAGAAACCAGGGUGCAAAAUUUGUAAUUGAAAAGGUACAGCCCAUAAAUGCAGUGAGCACAGAGCAGAGGCUGGAAGUCAGUCUGGCCUCCAAGCUGUCCCUAAAGGCUGAUGAUGGGCUCUUGCAGAAGAAGUUGGUGACAAAAGAACAAUUCAUGGAGGUGUCUCCAGAGGGCGAUUGGAGCAAAAACAUCGUGAGGAGCUCUACACUGAGAAGCAAGGACAGCUCAAGUAAAAUGUGUGAGGGUGACUCUUUCAAAAGUAGGGCUGACUGGAAGGGGUACAUGUCUGGGUUUGGGACUGUCCCCGCGGAUCUCAGACGAUCCUACUCGGAGAAAUGCCGCCAGGGGAGGGACAGCCUGCCCCUCAUGCAGGAUCUGAGGGCAAGGAAGGACCUGCAUCGAUCCAGGCCAAGCUUCCCCUUGGAAAAUGUGGAUAACUCGUGGAAACACAAGGUGGCAGCUCAGUCAGAGCCAUUCUUCCAUGAGGAUAAAAAGGCUCCCAGGAAAGAGUGGAGCAAGCAGAGCUCGGACAAAACAGAGGGAACAGACUUUUCCUCAGUGUCUGCGCAGAGGAGCCACCACAGUUUCUACAAGGAGAGGAGAUCAGAUUUUGGUUUGGACCAGCUGAGGAAAUGCUUCUCCAGGCAGCCGCCGGGGGCGAAGGACACGGACACGCUGGUGCAGGAGCCCGACAGCCAGUACGGCACCUGGAACGAGCAGAGGCACAGCAGCGACAGCUUUGUGGGAGAGUCUCCCUCCCUGGACAAUGAGGUGGUGUCGGGGCGGAAGCCGCCCGCGGGCAGCCACCCGUCCUCGCUGUCCUCGCAGACAGAGCCUCCCUCCCUGCCUGAGCACCAUGACUUCUCCAAAGAGCAAAGGAGCACCAGCCUGGACCGCUCCAGCACGGACAUGGACUCCACCGAUGGCACUGAUGUGCCUCCUGCAGGGGACGCGCUCCCUGAGGACAAGAGUUAUUUCUCCUUCAUUGAUCACACAGAUGUCCUGGACUCCAGUGCUCUCAAGACUCGGGUGCAGCUGAGCAAGAAGCGUCGGUGCCGGGCGCCCGCGUCGCACUCGCUGCGCAGGAGCAGAGGGCUGGACCUGGACAACAGGUUCUCCUUGACAGAGGAGUCAGACAAUGGCUGGAUGUUCAAGGAUUCCACAGAAGAGAAGAAAACUAUGCAACAGGAGGAUUCUGAGGAGGAAGACAAGAUCCAGCACACUCCGAGGUCAUCUUCUGUGCAAGCCCAGAGAAUGCCUGUGUUCCCAGGGAUGGAUCAUGCUGCUCUCAAGGCCCAGCUGAGGAAAAGACAGGAGUCUGAGAGCGCUGGUGACACCGGCUCUGCUCAGCUCUUCAAAUCCCCCAAAGCACAGCUCGGCGCUCCCAGCAGCAGAGUGCUGCCCUCCAGUGUGGAAAAGGAGGACAGGUCAGAAGAAAAGUCUCCUCAGUGGCUGAAGGAGCUGAAAUCAAAGAAGAGACAGAGCCAUUAUGAGAAUCAGGUUUGAAAAGACAGUGAUUCUAACUAGGAGAAGAUAAAGAAGUUUAACAGAAGCCUUAACUCAUCUGAACCUAAACCCCCAUGUCAUGUUGCUGCUGUUUGCUUCCUGCCUCAACUGCUCUGUGCAUGGUGCCUUCCUGUUUUGUGGAGAAAAGCUGCUUCAAUUCAUAGUCAAAUACAAAGCUGUGUCUGUCAGGUCAGAGGGGACAGUGGCACUUCAGAGCUGCCUGCCAGGAGAACCCCCCUGGGUCACAGAUAGCACUUCAAAAAAUCUUGGAAAAAAGAGAUAUUUGGGAGUGCUGUGAUCCAGGGAACUCCCCUUGCUGUGGAACACUCUGUAGGUGUUCACCUCUGGGAGUUGUGUCUGGCUGGGCUUUGUGUUUGUUUAUGAAAAUAAUAAUUUUAAUCAAGUUUUUUUUCUUUUUUUUUUUUUUUUGGUGAACAAAUAGUAAGCUCCUAUUUAGAAUGAAAUUUGUGGAAGGUGAGAGUGGAAGAACAAAUCAUGUUUACUGCCAUACUGAAAAAGGAAACUUGAUUAUUUUUUGUAAAAUGUAUUUUUGAUUGGCUUGUAUUUACAUGUGAUCUGCUGACCUGGCAGAUGGAGAUAAUUUUUAGAUGAACAAAAUGUUAACUUUUGUCACUCUUGAAGUGGUAUAUUCUGUGUUUUGUCAGCAUGUGGAAUAAUUGCUUCAUUGGAAUGUCUUUCCUAAAAAAGGAUCAAGCAAUAAUGUCAACCAGUUCUCUUUAAAAAAAAAAAAAAGUAAAAAUAUGUAAAUACUGUUUUUAUAACAAAAAAAGGAAGGGAAGAGGGAGGAUGUUACACUCAUAUCAGGGUUCCAGUUAAUUGUUGAAUGUCACUUUAAUAGCAGUUCAGAUAGUCCCACUUCAUAUUUUUAUUUGUUAAUCUGUAAAUACCAGGUUUAAGUUUUUAUUUUUAUGCUGAUUUUGUGGGAUAACCUAAAUGUGAUCUUCAGUUCCUCAGAUGAUUUCCUGUCUUUCCUUUGGCAAGAUGUGCUGAUAGCAGAGUAGAGAUCUCCUGGACCACACGGGUGUUUGGGUAUCCCUAAUUCUCAGAUAUUCCCUGUCUCUGGACACUGAUUCUGAACCACCAACCACCAUGGCCAUGGAGGACAGGCUCGAUUCUUGCCCCAGAUAAGUGCUCUUUCAGUAAAUAACCUUUAAAAGUGUGGCAGGCCAGGGGGGGAGGUGGCUCCAGGUGUUCCUCAGGCUCAACCAGGAAAACGUGGAAGAGGGAAAAGGAGAGUGGAGAGCUCUCCUCACCUGGCAGAGCUGCUUGGGCUGCACUCCCCGAUCCUGCUGAGGGGCUCCUCUGCAUACAAACCAUAAAGCACCAGCACCUCAGCUCCUUUUUCCUUUUUGUCUUUUAUUUUUUUCCCCAUCAGCGUUUCGGGAGCGCGGCUCCCGUGGGGCCUGCCCAGGCCAGUGUCUGUCAGGCUUGGAGCUGCCAAAACCAUGUGCCAAUUCGCCUCAUGGAGGAGUCACAGGGGGGGAUUUGCAGCCCCAAUCUGCAGGAAAUAAAUAGCAGCAGGAUGAAAUAGCAGCAGGAUGGCAGGAGACAAGUCCCAUCUGCACAUCUCUGGCUGCCGGGUUUUAUUCCGGUGGCAGCUCCCUGGAGAUGAGAUGGAGACGUCUGUCUGAUGUAAAAGUCUUUUUCCCCUGUUGCUUUGCCCUGUUUCUCAUGGGAGCUGUUGCCAGUGUUAGUUUGGCAGCCCCUCUGCUCCCCACAGAGCAGUGAUGCCCAGGAUUCUGAUGGAAUUUUGGGAUGGGCCGUGUCGGUGCAGCCACCACCAUUGCCCAGCUCCUUUUACAACCUUGCACAGAUUCCCUUCCCUCUCCUUUAGGUGGUGGUGGAAAAGGUGACUCUUGGUGUGGGUUUUUUGGGGUAUAUUCCUGUGGCAGCACCCAAGGGUUCCAUGGUGUGUGACACUCACCUGGGGCAGCCUGAGCAGCAGCUGCAGGUGAGGAGGAUGAUGGUGGCUGUUCUCACUCACAUCAAAUGGGGCCUCCCAUGUCCAGAAAUCACAGGAGCAUCCCCACAGGCUGCAUUUUCCACUUCCACAGGUGACAGUGUUGUGUUCCCAGCAGUUGGAGGAUUUACUGGUUCUUGGUCUAGGCCAGAAAUUCUGUAGCUGUUUGUGCUGAGGAAACUGAGGGGAUUGACACGAGGUUUCCACACAGCCCUUGAAUGUGUUUGCAUUUCCACAUCUGCUUGGACAAUGCACUGAAAUUACUGUAUUGAGUAGUUUAACCUACUACUGAGAAAUGUUUAAUGCUUAAAUGUCUAAUUAAAGAGCAUCUUUAGAAUGUU
This is a messenger RNA of Melozone crissalis (California towhee), 8472 nucleotides long. Its product is annotated as KIAA1671 ortholog. The coding region runs from base 289 to 6150 and encodes 1953 amino acids. Lineage: Eukaryota; Metazoa; Chordata; Aves; Passeriformes; Passerellidae. The record is from RefSeq and is a predicted model, not a curated record. The transcript is spliced from 13 exons.